Molecule: messenger RNA, 661 nt
Organism: Bombina bombina (fire-bellied toad)
Lineage: Eukaryota; Metazoa; Chordata; Amphibia; Anura; Bombinatoridae
Gene: VRK1
Product: VRK serine/threonine kinase 1
Exons: 6
Coding region: 53-661 (202 amino acids)
Biological process (GO): signal transduction; peptidyl-serine phosphorylation
Cellular component (GO): nucleus; cytoplasm
Molecular function (GO): ATP binding; protein serine/threonine kinase activity
Source: RefSeq, a predicted model, not a curated record
GCGUGUUUACGUCAACAGAGCGUGUGACGUUGUUGUCGGCUCGACCCUGUGUAUGGUGAGGGGAUUUGCUAGUUGCUCCAGUUUAUUUUUCCCGCCAAGCAAAAGAAGCAGAUUUUUCAGCGACCUGAGGUACCACAAAAUGCCUCGUAGGAAGGAAACAGCAGGACCGGCUGCCAAAAAAGCCCCAGCUAAAAGAAAGCUUGCAGAAGAGUUUCCUCCAGGAGAAGUGCUGACUGAUUCUGCAAAAAAGCAGUGGAAAUUGGGAGUACCUGUGGGACAGGGUGGAUUUGGUCGUCUUUACCUUGCUGCAGAAAAUUCUUCAAAACCAGUUGGUAAAGACGCUUCUUAUGUUAUAAAAGUGGAACCAAGUGACAAUGGGCCACUCUUUUCCGAACUUAAGUUUUACAUGCGAGCUGCUAAAUCGGACCAAAUUCAGAAGUGGAUAAGCUCACAUAAACUGAAAUACCUUGGCGUGCCAAAAUACUGGGGAUCUGGAUUGCAUAACAAAAAUGGAAAUAGUUACAGAUUUAUGGUAAUGGAUCGGUUUGGAAAAGAUCUCCAAAAAGUUUUUGAAGAAAAUGGCAAACGAUUUUCACACAAAUCUGUUCUACAGCUGGGUCUUCGAUUGGUAGGAAGUUUAUUUGAAAUGCUCCCAUUCUAA